This is a messenger RNA of Alnus glutinosa, 4250 nucleotides long. Its product is annotated as zinc finger protein BRUTUS. Gene Ontology annotation, biological process: ubiquitin-dependent protein catabolic process; protein ubiquitination. The record is from RefSeq and is a predicted model, not a curated record. Bases 159 to 3875 code for a protein of 1238 amino acids. NCBI's taxonomy places the organism in Eukaryota, Viridiplantae, Streptophyta, Magnoliopsida, Fagales, Betulaceae. Gene Ontology annotation, molecular function: zinc ion binding; ubiquitin protein ligase activity. The transcript has 14 exons. Gene Ontology annotation, cellular component: nucleus.
AACUUUCUUUGCCCACUUCGUCGCCGUUAAACAGCCCCAUGUAGAGAUAGAUUAUAGAUAGAGAGAGAGAGAGACAAAACCAUUUUUUCUAGAGAGAGAAAUUGAGAGCUAAAGAGAGAAAUUGACCGAGAAAGUUUUAGAGAGAGAGAGACGGUUAGAUGGCGACGCCGGGGGGAGUGGCGGUACUGCCGAAUUCAGUGAACAAGGUCGAUUCUUCUUCGUUGUCUUCAUCGAAAGCUUGUUUGAGUGGCUCGGAGACGAAGUCGCCGAUUCUGAUUUUCUUGUUCUUUCAUAAAGCGAUUCGCAAUGAGCUCGACGCGCUUCACCGAUCUGCCAUGGCCAUCGCCACAGGGAACCGCAGCGAUAUCCGGCCGCUGCUCGACAGCUACCAUUUUCUGCGUUUGAUUUACAAGCACCACUCCAAUGCCGAAGACGAGGUAAUCUUCCCAGCUCUUGAUAUACGUGUGAAGAAUGUAGCACAAACGUAUUCUCUUGAACACAAGGGUGAAAGCAAUCUUUUUGAUCACCUAUUUGAGCUGCUAAAUUCUAAUAAACAAAAUGAUGAAAAUUUUCCAAGGGAGUUAGCUUCCUGUACAGGAGUCCUACAGACAUCAGUUAGCCAACACAUGGCUAAGGAAGAGGAGCAGGUCUUCCCCUUGCUUAUUGAAAAGUUUUCGCUUGAAGAGCAGGCAUCUUUGGUCUGGCAGUUCUUGUGCAGCAUUCCGGUGAAUAUGAUGGCAGAGUUCCUUCCAUGGCUUUCAAACUCCAUUUCAGCUGAUGAAUGUCAAGACCUACGGAAGUGCUUAAGAAAGAUAGUCCCAGCGGAAAAGCUUCUUCAAGAGGUGAUUUUUAAUUGGAUGGAAGGGAGAUGUCGUGCUAAAACAGUUGAAUGUUCUGUAGACAAUCCUCAGCUCCGAUGCAGUAUAAGUUCUUGUGCAAGUACAUUAGCUAUUCAGACGGAGAAAGUAAAUUGUGCAUGUGAGUUCACCAGGACUGGGAAAAGGAAAUAUCUAGAGUCAGGUAGUGAUGUUCCAGAGACCUCAGGAACGCAUCCAAUAGAUGACAUAUUGCUCUGGCAUAAUGCUAUUAAAAGAGAGUUGAAUGAGAUAGCCCAGGAAGCUAGGAAGAUACAAAUUUCUGGAGAUUUCACUAAUUUUUUGGCUUUCAAUGAGAGGUUGCAAUUUGUAGCUGAAGUUUGCAUCUUUCACAGUAUUGCUGAGGACAAGGUCAUAUUUCCUGCUGUAGAUGGAGAAAUUUCGUUUUUCCAGGAGCAUGCGGAAGAAGAAAGCCAGUUCAAUGAGUUUAGGUAUUUAAUUGAAAGUAUACAAAGUGCAGGAGAAACCUCUACUUCAGCUGCUGAGUUUUAUGGAAAAUUGUGCUCACAUGCUGAUCAUAUAAUGGAAACUAUACAGCGGCACUUCUACAAUGAGGAAGUGCAGGUUCUUCCACUUGCUCGAAAGCACUUUAGCUUUAAAAGACAGCGGGAACUUUUGUAUCAAAGCUUGUGCGUGAUGCCCUUGAAACUGAUUGAGCGUAUCUUGCCAUGGCUGGUAGGAUCAUUGACUGAAGAUGAAGCAAGGAAAUUCCUCGAAAACAUGCAAUUAGCAGCUCCCAAUUCGGAUAUGGCUCUGGUAACACUCUUCUCUGGUUGGGCUUGCAAGGCUCGUAACCAGGGUUUUUGCUUGUCUCCAAAUGCAACUGGUUGCUGUCCUGCUAAAAGUUUUGCUGAUAUUGAAGAAAAUUUUGGUAGAUCGUCUUGUGCAUGUGCUUCCACAUUGUCUGCUAGAGACAGCACAGAAUCAGCUGAAGCAGAUGAAACCAAAAGGUCAUUCAAAAGAAAUGUCUCUGUGCCUUGCAAGGGUAGCAGUGCCCCUGACCCUUCAGAGACUAUAGAUGCCCAGAAACAUCGACCUUGUUGUGUCCCUGGUUUAGGAGUAAACAGUAAUAAUUUGGGGUUGAGUUCUCUUGCUACUGCUAAGUCUUUGCGUUCCUUGUCUUUCAGCUCUUCUGCCCCAUCUAUUAACUCCAGUCUUUUUGUCUGGGAAACAGAUAAUAGCUCUUCUGAUAUUGGAUGUGCAGAACGACCAAUUGAUACCAUAUUUAAAUUUCAUAAAGCCAUAAGCAAAGACUUGGAGUAUUUAGAUGUUGAAUCUGGAAAGCUUAGUGACUGUGAUGAGACAUUCCUUCGGCAGUUCAUUGGAAGAUUUCGUCUUUUGUGGGGCUUAUAUAGAGCUCAUAGUAAUGCUGAGGAUGACAUAGUGUUUCCAGCGUUGGAAUCGAAAGAGGCACUUCAUAAUGUGAGUCACUCAUACACAUUGGACCAUAAGCAGGAAGAAAAACUUUUUGAAGAUAUAUCUUCUGUUCUUUCUGAGCUUUCACACCUGCUUGAAAGCAUGCAGAAGGCCCAUACGAUAGGGUAUUUAACUGGAAGUAACACUGGAUUUUCUUCUGCCCAUGGUAGUGAUUCUGCUAAAAAAUACAAUGAGCUAGCUACUAAGCUUCAAGGAAUGUGCAAAUCAGUAAGAGUGACAUUGGAUCAGCAUAUUUUCAGGGAAGAACUUGAGCUGUGGCCAUUGUUUGGCAGACAUUUCUCUGUGGAGGAGCAAGACAAAAUAGUGGGCCGCAUAAUUGGGACUACGGGUGCUGAAGUGCUGCAAUCUAUGUUACCAUGGGUAACUUCUGCACUUACUCAGGAUGAACAGAACAAAAUGAUGGACACAUGGAAACAGGCAACCAAAAACACAAUGUUCAAUGAAUGGCUUAAUGAAUGUUGGAAAGGAAGUCCAGGGUCAACUUCAGAGACUGAAACAUCAGAAACUAGCGUCUCUCAAAAAGGUAUGGAAUAUCAAGAAAGCUUGGACCAUAGUGAUCAGAUGUUCAAGCCUGGUUGGAAGGAUAUUUUCCGUAUGAAUCAAAAUGAGCUUGAGUCUGAAAUCAGAAAGGUUUAUCGGGACUCAACUCUCGAUCCAAGGAGAAGGGCAUAUCUUGUACAGAAUCUUAUGACUAGUCGCUGGAUAGCGACUCAGCAAAAGUUACCUAAAUCAGUAGCUGGGGAAGCUUCUAAUGGUGAAGAUGUAGUGGAACGCUCACCAUCAUUUCGAGAUCCUGAGAAACAAGUGUUUGGGUGCGAACACUAUAAAAGAAACUGCAAACUCCGUGCUGCUUGUUGUGACAAGUUCUUUGCAUGUAGAUUUUGCCAUGACAAUGUGAGCGAUCAUUCAAUGGACAGGAAAGCAACAUCAGAAAUGAUGUGUAUGCGUUGCCUGAACAUUCAAGCGGUUGGGCCAAUAUGCAUGACACCUUCAUGCAAUGGAUUUUUGAUGGCAAAGUAUUAUUGCAGUAUCUGUAAAUUUUUUGAUGAUGAAAGGACUGUAUAUCACUGCCCAUUUUGCAAUUUAUGCCGUCUUGGGAGAGGUCUUGGCAUUGAUUAUUUUCAUUGCAUGACAUGCAAUUGCUGCCUGGGAAUAAAUGUUGUGAACCACAAAUGCCUAGAGAAAGGUUUAGAAACAAACUGCCCUAUCUGCUGUGAUUUCUUAUUCACAUCAAGUGCAACGGUCAGAGCUCUACCUUGUGGCCAUUACAUGCAUUCGGCUUGCUUUCAGGCAUACACUUGCAGUCACUACACCUGUCCAAUUUGCAGCAAAUCUUUAGGAGAUAUGGCGGUUUACUUUGGCAUGCUUGACGCAUUGUUGGCUGCAGAGGAGCUUCCAGAGGAAUACAUUGAUCGUUGUCAGGAUAUACUCUGCAAUGACUGUGAUCGAAAGGGCGAAUCACGCUUCCACUGGUUGUAUCAUAAGUGUGGAUUCUGCGGGUCAUAUAACACCAGGGUGAUCAAGACUCGGACGUCAAAUUCCAACUGCUCCACAGCACGCUAACGAGAGGUUUUCUUUUUCUUUGAGAAAAUAUAUAUAUUCACUGUAGUUUGUAAAUACUUGUAUUCUCCGGACAGAGAAAGAAAAAGAAAAAACUUGUAUAGACAACCCAAUUUUCCCCCAACCAGGACACUGGCCAUUGUUACGUCCGACAAGUAGUAGAAUACAACCCUUUUAUAGAAUCGCCUUAAAGAUCUACUUCCAGUUGUUUAUAUGCAUAUAUGAUCAAGACGAGAAGCGCUAAGGGCAUGGAAAUGCCAUCACUUGUAGAGUAUGUGCUACGUGCGCUCUUUCAUGGUGCGGUAGAAUUUUUCAACUAACCGGUACUGUGACUUUUUUAUUUUUUAUUUUUUAUUCCCUUUACAUAUAUUUUCUUUA